ACACACACACUCACACACACACACACACACACACACACACACACACACACACUCACACACACUCACACACACACAACUAAACGCAGGACUGAGCAGCUGUUCGCCCGGAGAGGAGGACUGAUGACCGUCAGACGAUGGGACGUCACGUGUCUCUGAACAAACUGUGUUAACUGAAGGAAACUGAAGCGUCUCUGAAACCGGAGUGAACGAGUUCACCAAUCAGACUCACUGAAGGUUGCUGAGGGGUCAGAGGUCAGAGGUCAGAGGUCGUCAUGCAGAGUAUAAAGUGUGUGGUGGUGGGUGACGGUGCUGUGGGGAAGACCUGCCUCCUCAUCUCCUACACCACCGGAGCUUUCCCCAAAGAGUACAUCCCCACCGUGUUCGACAACUACAGCAGCCAGGUGACGGUGGACAACAGGACCAUCAGUCUGAACCUGUGGGACACGGCGGGUCAGGAGGAGUACGACCGGCUGAGGACGCUGUCCUACCCGCAGACCAACGUCUUCAUCAUCUGCUACUCCAUCUCAAGCCCCGCCUCCUACGAGAACGUCAAACACAAGUGGCACCCAGAGGUGUCUCACCAUUGUCCCGGCGUUCCCAUCCUGCUGGUCGGCACCAAGAGCGACCUCCGGGCCGACGCCGACACGCAGAGGAAGCUGAAGGAGCAGAACCAGGCUCCGGUCAGCCACCAGCAGGGCGCCGCGCUCGCCCGCCAGAUCCACGCCAUGCGGUACCUGGAGUGCUCGGCCCUGAACCAGGACGGCAUCAAGGAGGUGUUCGCGGAGGGCGUGCGGGCCUUCCUCAACCCGCAGCCCGCCGUGCAGAAGAAACCCUGCGUCCUGCUGUAAGGACGGAGCCUGAACGCCUCACCACGGGUUCCUGUGGCCUCGCUGCCCGAGAGACUGUUUGAAUUAAAUAUUUGCUUUAAAUGUGUUUUUUUAUUUUAAACGUUUGGUUAGAAUUUUAUCUUUGAGGAGUUGAGAGAUGGAGGUUCUGUGCUCAUUGUUCGGUUUAAAGGGGAACAUACGGGUCUUAUUCACAGUGGGGGGGGGGGGGCAUUAA
Molecule: messenger RNA, 1062 nt
Organism: Anoplopoma fimbria (sablefish)
Lineage: Eukaryota; Metazoa; Chordata; Actinopteri; Perciformes; Anoplopomatidae
Gene: rhogb
Product: ras homolog family member Gb
Exons: 5
Coding region: 273-848 (191 amino acids)
Biological process (GO): establishment or maintenance of cell polarity; actin filament organization; regulation of cell shape
Cellular component (GO): cytoskeleton; cell cortex; cytoplasmic vesicle
Molecular function (GO): protein kinase binding; GTPase activity; GTP binding
Source: RefSeq, a predicted model, not a curated record